Molecule: messenger RNA, 675 nt
Organism: Oryzias melastigma (Indian medaka)
Lineage: Eukaryota; Metazoa; Chordata; Actinopteri; Beloniformes; Adrianichthyidae
Gene: ap1s3b
Product: adaptor related protein complex 1 subunit sigma 3b
Exons: 6
Coding region: 134-604 (156 amino acids)
Biological process (GO): vesicle-mediated transport; intracellular protein transport
Cellular component (GO): membrane coat; intracellular membrane-bounded organelle; AP-1 adaptor complex
Molecular function (GO): clathrin-cargo adaptor activity
Source: RefSeq, a predicted model, not a curated record
AGUCAAACCAUACCACUGACCGAGCGCACUUGACGAGGAGCAGAAAUGUGUUGAGCGGGGCAGCUUGACCCGCUGUGGGGGGUGAAAAAGUGGUGGUUUUGUGACCGUGUGUGGAUUCUACGCCGCUUCGAAAAUGAUGCGCUUCCUGCUGCUCUUCAGUCGCCAGGGGAGACUGCGUCUGCAGAAGUGGUUCACGCCAAUGACUGAACGUGAAAAGAAGAAGAUCAUCAGGGACAUGACUACCUUGGUGUUGGCACGGCAACCGCGUAGCUGCAACUUCAUCCAGUGGAAAGACCUCAAGAUUAUUUACAAGAGAUAUGCAAGCUUAUAUUUCUGCCUGGGCGUAGAAAACCAGGAGAAUGAGCUGCUAGCCUUAGAGGUGAUCCAUCGAUAUGUGGAGCUCCUGGACAAAUAUUUCGGCAAUGUGUGUGAGUUGGACAUAAUCUUUAACUUUGAGAAGGCCUACUUUAUCCUGGAUGAGUUUUUAAUGGGAGGGGAGAUACAGGAGACCUCCAAGCAGAUGGUGAACCGCUCCAUCGAAGCCUCAGACAUGUUACAGGAGGAUGACAGCAGUGAGUGGUAUGAGGUGGAGCUGUUUGGAUGACCUUGAAUAUGGACAGACAGACUCUGGAAGAGUACAUGAGCAAACCCGCCUUUUAAAAAAAAAAAAGGAAA